Molecule: messenger RNA, 3087 nt
Organism: Micropterus dolomieu (smallmouth bass)
Lineage: Eukaryota; Metazoa; Chordata; Actinopteri; Centrarchiformes; Centrarchidae
Gene: bicc2
Product: bicaudal C homolog 2
Exons: 19
Coding region: 1-2745 (914 amino acids)
Cellular component (GO): cytoplasm
Molecular function (GO): RNA binding; protein binding
Source: RefSeq, a predicted model, not a curated record
AUGGCCACCACCACCACAGAGGAGAGCUCUCCGGUCCCGGCAACCACAGCAACCCAGCAGCCUGACUUGGAUACUAGCAUAGAACCCGGCUCAGCAAGAAAGCCUGAGUCCAGUGAGGCCCAACUUGACAAAGAAGAAAAAGAGGAUGAGGAAGAGGAGGAAGGGGGAGAAAGCUCUGUGCCGGGGCAGGAGAAUGCAAAAGCGCAGAGUUUGGACCCGGAAUGGGUGGAGGAGAGGUUCAGGAUCGACAGGAAGAAGCUGGAGACCAUGUUGUAUGCUCCAACACUUGGAGAUGGUGAAACCGGAGAGGAGUUUUUUGAGAGAGUGAUGAGAGAAAGUGACACUCAGGUGAAGUGGCCGUCCAAGCUGAAAAUUGGGGCCAAGUCAAAGAAAGAUCCACAUGUGAAGGUGGAAGGGAAGAGAGCCAAUGUUUUGAAAGCCAAAAAGAAGAUACUAGAAGUGCUGGAAACCAGGGUGAACAAGGUGACUCUAAAGAUGGAUGUGGCCUACACAGAGCACUCCCACGUGAUUGGGAAAGGCGGUGGAAACAUCAAAAAGGUGAUGGAGGUCACAUCUUGUCACAUCCAUUUUCCCGACUCCAACCGCCACAGUGCUACCGGAGAGAAAAGCAACCAGGUCUCCAUCGCUGGGCCCAUAGAAGGAGUGGAGGAAGCCAGGAGGAGGAUAAGAGACCUGCAGCCAUUGUCCUUGAGCUUUAACCUCCCAGUCAGCCUGAUGCCCCAGGGUCUGCCAGAUGCAGGCUCCCCACUCAUUCAACAGGUAGUGCAGACUUUGGGGGUCAGUGUGAGCUUCAGGGCCGUGCCACCCCAUCCUCAGGCACAACCCACCUUCUAUGAAAGCUGCUGCACCGUCUGGGGCCUGCAGGGCAAUGCAGCUGCUGUCAAGAAGGCGACCUGCAUCCUGAUAGACCUGCUGCUGGGGUCAGAGGUCACAUGUGGUGUAGUGAGCAGCCAGCUGGAUGUCACCUCCCAGCAGCAUCUCUUUCUGCUGGGGCAGAAUGGAGCUCACUUCCUGAGCGUCAUGCACCAGACCCAGACCCAGAUCAUUCUACCAGACCUUAGUGCUCCUCAGAGCCCUCCCUCGCUGCUCAUCCAGGGCAGCCCUGAUGGAGUGUGUCUGGCUCGGCAGCAGCUCAUGGACUGUCUGCCUGUGUGUUUGAUGUUUGACAUGCGUGAAGACGGGGAGGCAGAUCCUUGUAAGCUGGCUCAGAUGAUGCAAAACCUGGGAGUCUUCAUUAGUGUCAAGCCCAAAGUAAAACAGACCAGCAAGUCAGUAGUGGUGAAAGGUCUGGAAAGGAACAUCUCCUGUCUGUAUGAGGCCCGCCGUCUGCUCCUCGGUUUGGAUUCUAGUGAGACUGCCAAGGUAACCGAGAUGACCCCUGACCCCAUGUUAACCGGCAGCGGAAUGACCAGCUAUUGGCUCAACAUGUUGCUGCAGCAGCUUCGUCUCUCUGAGCAAGGCUCUGUGCCUGCUCCCACUCCAGAUGUGCUGACUGGUCCUAAGUACCGCCCCUCACCUCCACCAGGCUUCACCCCUCCUGCUGAUGAGGGGAGGAUGGGACUGAAGGGAACAGAUAGCCGACCACUGGAGAAGAUCCUAGAAAAUGAGGACCUGUCUGGCCAAUCAGAGGAUGAGAGCUCUCAGGCCAUGGUGAUGUUAUCAUCUGAAGGGUGUCAUUCAGUUAGCAGCAUCAGCAGCGUGGGAUCAAUGGGUCGGAGGGGGAGUCUCCAGGGUCCUGACACUACCAAGGUUUUCGUCCAGGGCAGACGGCAUUCAACGGGGCAGGCGUUAACAUACAGAUUACUGAAUGCAGACAUUGAGGGAGGGAGGAGUGAGCGGAGGAACAGCCUGAGGAGAGACAUGACGCUGGCUCAGGAUGUUCGCACUGACUCAUCCAAGGCUGAGGAUUAUGACUAUGAGAAGAAGAAACUGCAGGCUACCAGAGCCAUGCAAAGGAAGCCUGUGGUCACAGAGGUCCGGACACCCACAGACACCUGGAGUGGCCUUGGCUUUUCCAAGUCUAUGCCAGCCGAGGCUGUCAAAGAGCUCCGCAACAUCAGCCGACGCAGCUACAAACCCUACCUGAGCACCAUCAAUAGCCAGCAACAGUCAUGGGCUGCUUCGACGGGGAAGGUGUUUAACGGGAGCAAUUCUGAGAACUGGAGGGAUAGACGUGGAUCCACAUCUUCAUCCCUCCCUGCCUCUUCCUCCUCCUCUUCCUCUUCCUCCUCCUCUCCAUCUUCGCCCCCAUCUACUUUCUCCUCAUCCACCUCCUCCUUCCCCGCAUUUGCAUCCUCGAUGAAUGGAAGCAGGAAUGACAAACCCUCGGAGAGCUUCCCGAGCAGCAGCAGUUACUUUGAAGGCGUGUGCUCAUCGAGGAGGGCUUCAACCUGCAGUCAGCGGAGCCCCUCCCCCAAAAUGACAGAUGACCUGCCUGAGCUGCUCAGCCAACUUGGCCUAAUCAAAUACAUUGAUGUGUUUGAGCAACAAGAGAUUGAUUACCAGACAUUCCUCACUCUGUCUGAUGAAGAUCUGAAGGAAGUGGGCGUCUCCACCUUUGGAGCCAGACGCAAGAUGUUACUGGCAAUCUCAGACCUGAACAGGAGCAAGAGGCGGCUCUCGGAUACACCUGCUGUAAAAACCGGCUACCUGGAAGGCGGUGCUAGUGGUCGACUACCACGAAUCAUGGAUCUAGAAGUUGCUGCACAGAGUAAUCGCUGGUGAGGCGAAAUGGCAAUUAGCGCCGAGCUCCAUCUGACCGACAUGUAGCUAUUCAGCCUCUUAAAAAAACAGUAUAAACAUAAACAUACAGUGAUGCUGUUGCCAGUGCAGAGGUCUAAUCUGCUUAUUUGCCAUAAAUGGAUAAGCAUGAUGCUGCCCUGAAAAGCAGCAAACAUUCUGUAAACUUCUGAAUCCGAUGCCUUUAAUCUACAGUCAUACCCCAAAGCUUUUUAUACAAAAUCAAGACAAGGAGGUCUUCCCUUCCGAAUCUCUGAUCCUACAAGAAACAAACUGUAUGAAACACAAAUGAGCAUGUGACCAUGUUGAUCCUUUGUGGUGUCUUUU